AACUUUUCGCUUUUCUUGCAAAACAUACAAUUAGGGUUCCUCUUACAUUCGAUCGGCUUCUCUUUUGCGCUGAAAGAUGGGGCACUCUAACAUCUGGAACUCUCACCCCAAGACCUACGGGCCUGGUUCCCGCACCUGUCGUGUAUGCGGGAACCCCCAUGGAAUUAUUAGGAAGUAUGGGCUCAUGUGCUGCAGACAGUGCUUCCGUAGCAAUGCCAAGGAAAUUGGCUUUAUCAAGUAUCGUUGAGCUGUGAAUAUCUGAAUUUCUGCCCGUGAAGGAGGGCUUUUCUAAGUGGGUUGCUUUUCGAUCUCUACGGGCAUCCUUUUUAUAAUUUAUCUUUGCCUUUUUUUUUAAGAAGGGUGUGGUAAGAGAGAUUAUUCUAGUUUUAGAUAGAACUCAAUUUGUUCCGGGAACUCUUUUCAUGGUACUCAUUUCUUUCAAUGAAUCGUGAAAUUGUUCAUUCUGCAGUU
Olea europaea var. sylvestris is the source of this 471-nucleotide messenger RNA. RefSeq names its product 40S ribosomal protein S29. The coding region runs from base 77 to 247 and encodes 56 amino acids. The transcript is spliced from 3 exons. Lineage: Eukaryota; Viridiplantae; Streptophyta; Magnoliopsida; Lamiales; Oleaceae. Gene Ontology annotation, molecular function: structural constituent of ribosome; zinc ion binding. Gene Ontology annotation, cellular component: cytosolic small ribosomal subunit; ribosome. The record is from RefSeq and is a predicted model, not a curated record. Gene Ontology annotation, biological process: translation.